AUGGAAGCAAUUCUCAGCAGCCAGUCCAGCACGCAGAGCCGACUGAUAUCUGACAUAACCCCCUCAAAAGGCUCCGCAAAACCCCCAUCAUGGUGGACCCGGAUGAGCUUGGACAACUGGUUGUGGGAAUUGUCAGCGGCGUUGCUGUGUAUCUGCAUCCUGAUUGCCAUUGUUGCCAUUCUCCUUGUAUACGACAACCGCGCUGUUCCAGAUCUCCCAGAGGGAUUGACGAUUAACGCAAUAAUAUCCCUUCUUGCGGGCUUUGCAAAGGCUGCCCUACUGGCAGUACUAGCUUCGGCCAUUCGACAGGAGAAAUGGCUGUGGUUCAUCGGAAAACCACGGCCACUCAACACCGUCGACGCUUUCGAGGAAGCCAGCCGUGGCCCUUAUGGUUCAACUCUCCUCAUUCUCAGUCGUCGAGGCAGUCUUCAAGCACUAGUCGCCGCAUUGGUCACCGUCCUGGCUCUCGGCUUCGAGCCAUUUCUGCAGCAAGUUCUGAACACUGUAGUGCGCGACAGCCCUGUCCCAUCGCAACCUGCCUUGAUCCGCACCCCGACCUCGUACAAUGAAUCGGUGAUUGGAAAUCUAGGUGGUUCAGGCCUGUCAUUGAAAGCUUUGAUCGGAGCGUUUGGAGGGGCAUCAGGUGCCAUACCGAAUCCUGUUUGCCCCAGUGGAAAUUGCACAUGGCCAGUGUACAACACUCUUGCAUUGUGCACCAUGUGUACAGACAUGACCAGCAAAGUCAAACUCGGGGGAGACGGGUACAACAUCAACUUGACCUCCCAUUUCGAGGAGUUCUCUCAGAGCAAUCGGACGUCUUCCUCCACCACCUGGACACCAACUUACUCCUUCCCGCACGGAAAUCCCGUCAACGUCUCGGUAACUCUUGACCUGUCUUUGGCGAGCAGCGUGCAGUGGUUUGUCACCUAUCCACGCCGCGUGGUGUGGCCACUGAAUAUUGACCCUACGCCGGACAGCCACUGGGGUAAGAGCUGGGACAAUAAAUCAUAUGCUGGUAUCUCUUCUCCUCUGUUUGCCAUGGGCUAUCUCGACAUCAACACAACCUCCUCCUUCGACCAACUGGUCGUCCAAUCCGCCACGGAAUGUGCGUUUACACCGUGUGUCCGUACUAUGGACACUGCGGUCCGCUCCGGCACGACCAUCUCACAUGCGACAACCACAGAUUACGGCACCAUUAUCAUUAGUCAGAACCAACCCGAUGGGCGCAUUUUGACUGGCUGGGAGGCAGAAGUGAACGAUACGAGUUAUUUCGUCUAUGACUCCGGCAACGAUGAUUCUCAAGGUCGAGCAUUCUUGCUUGUUCAAGCCCUCCGGAUAGCGCUCGAGGGAAAUACCACUUACAGUUACGGCGGGUACUGGUACUCGGACCCUGCUCAACAAGGGGACAUUUACAAUUUCUCCUCGACGGGCUUCGACCAGAACUCGGGGCCGUGGAGCUCUGCGGGUCAGCAGGCGAUCGACGGCAACGGCAAUUUCAGCGACGUCGCGGAUAGUGUUGGGCGGGCAGUGACGGGUCGUUUCCAGCAGCUACAAGAAACCGUGGCCACUGGGACGACUCUGCACAACCAGGCGGUGAUAGUGGUCCGCUGGCCAUGGAUCAGCUAUCCCCUGGCGCUUGUCGUGCUCGGGCUGACCGGGCUGUUCCUGACCAUGUUCUCCACACACCGCAACCACAUGCCAGUAUGGAAGGAGUCGACCCUCCCUCUUCUUUUCCGGUACAGUUCCCCAGUCGAGUUGCAGCAAGGCCACAGCACUCCACCAGGAGGUCUGACACCUCCGCCCGGCACGACCUUUUCGUUUGCAAACACCAUCCCGGGUCCCGAUUCGAACAAAGUGAGCUCGAUCAUCGCCCAGGCUUCAGCGGAGCAAGUGCAGCUGCGUCGCCGGGACUCGUUCUGGGUUCUGGACUCGGAUCCCCUGCCACUGCAAAGCAGCCGGGACGGUUCGUCGAGCCAGCGGACCGUUUGGCAUCGAGUAUAG
Molecule: messenger RNA, 2001 nt
Organism: Fonsecaea nubica
Lineage: Eukaryota; Fungi; Ascomycota; Eurotiomycetes; Chaetothyriales; Herpotrichiellaceae
Exons: 2
Coding region: 1-2001 (666 amino acids)
Source: RefSeq, a predicted model, not a curated record